ACUCUAUUUCCUACGAUUCUACUUCACACAGAGUGCUCAACAUACUAUCUGGGGCCAGAUUGUGGUGACGAAGUCGACGUCCUGCCCUAUGAUGAACAUACGGGUACCUGUUGCUUUUAACAACUCUAAAUUGACUUGAUCGUCACCACUCAAGAGUUUCAAAAUGAAGAUGAAAACGCUGGUGAGUUAUCUGCUCUCAUUGCUUCUGUGGUGGAUGUCGUCUGCUCAAGAAGCAGACGACCUGAAACGACUGUUUGACGACAAGAUCUGGUCGUACAACCCCUACAUCCGGCCGGUUCUCAACCAGACUGACCAGAUGAACGUCACCUUGCAACUCCACCUCGUCGCGAUCACCAACUUUGACGAGGUGUCUGAAAAUCUGUCCUUCACAGCAUGGCUGGACCUGGUCUGGCACGACCCGUUCCUGGUGUGGGACCCGAUACAAUAUGGCGGUAGUGUGUCCAUCCACCCGCCUGCUCACCAAGUAUGGCGGCCAAAUAUCGCCGUCGCCAAUACGAUGUCAACAUUCAACCCAGUCACAGAUAGUACGAAUCUUGUACAUGUGCUUUCAAACGGAACCGUUACGUGGAAACCAGGGGCCAAUUUUGACGUGUAUUGUGAAGUAGAUACAAGCUCAUUUCCCUUUGACGUCCAGGAGUGUCUGGUGGAGCUUCUACUGUGGGACUACCAUCUGGAGGCUGUGGAUCUCCUCCCUAUGGCGUCCUCUGUUGGGGUGAGCAGUUUCCGGGCCAACGGGAAGUGGGCGUUAGUCUCGACAGACGUGUCCAAGGAGAUCCGACAACCUGACACGUCAAGCAAGCCCGCCGUUGUGAUGACGCUGAAGUUGAAAAGACGUCCUGAGUUUGUUCUCAUCAAUAUCAUCUUACCGACAGCCCUUCUGUCCAUCCUCAACUCUUGCGUCUUCCUCAUCCCCGCUGACUCCGGGGAGAAAAUCUGCUUUGCUGUCACCAUCCUCCUCGCGUAUGGCGUCCUGAUGUCGUACAUCACCAACAUGCUCCCAAAGACGUCCAAGACCACAUCCAGUCUAUCCAUCAUCAUGGUCGCCAGCCUUGUUGUCAGUUCCGUCUUCGUCGGGUUAGCAAUUGUCAUAACGAGGCUGUACAAGAAAACCGAAACAGAAGUUCCUGUUAAUGUCGCGCAUGUGACAAGACUAAUUGAACGAAUUCUUUGUCGUAGAAAGAAAAAUGAAUGCCAAUCAUCAGACUCGGUCAGCCGUUCUGAACCACAGGACAGCCAUGACAGUAUUGACAAAGUUGUUCAGACGAGUUCUAUAUCAUUGUCUAGUCAUGUCGGUAAUGAUGGCAGAUGUUGCCAUGGCGAGGAUGUAAUGACCUGGAAACGGGUAAGCAAAUGUUUGGAUAUGGCAUUGUUUGUUGUAUGUUUCCCUGCCCUGCUGGUGGCUGCAGUCGCCGUCAUGGGUAACGAUUGCAUUACCCUGGGAAGCAUGGGAAACCCAGCAGUCUAAGGCGCCGCGAUUCGCUGUGCCGUUCCAGAAACAUUUUGGUUGUGGGUUCGAACCCCAUAUAUUCCCUGAUAAUAUUUCUUGGUUUG
This is a messenger RNA of Haliotis rufescens (red abalone), 1572 nucleotides long. Its product is annotated as acetylcholine receptor subunit alpha-type acr-16-like. The transcript is spliced from 2 exons. The record is from RefSeq and is a predicted model, not a curated record. Gene Ontology annotation, biological process: regulation of membrane potential; signal transduction; nervous system process. Gene Ontology annotation, cellular component: neuron projection; synapse; membrane. Bases 164 to 1486 code for a protein of 440 amino acids. NCBI's taxonomy places the organism in Eukaryota, Metazoa, Mollusca, Gastropoda, Lepetellida, Haliotidae. Gene Ontology annotation, molecular function: neurotransmitter receptor activity; extracellular ligand-gated monoatomic ion channel activity; transmembrane signaling receptor activity.